Molecule: messenger RNA, 2059 nt
Organism: Diachasma alloeum
Lineage: Eukaryota; Metazoa; Arthropoda; Insecta; Hymenoptera; Braconidae
Gene: Ir110
Product: probable glutamate receptor
Exons: 8
Coding region: 1-1854 (617 amino acids)
Cellular component (GO): membrane
Molecular function (GO): glutamate-gated receptor activity
Source: RefSeq, a predicted model, not a curated record
AUGUUAUCCCUCACCUCAUUGAUACUAUGGACUACUUGCAUGGCUAGUCCAAUUGUAUUUUCUCAUGAAGUCACUCAUUAUGGGUCUCUGAUCAAAAAUAUUUAUGAUAAAUAUGGACGUACUGGAGUAAUUAUAGCAUCCGCGACGAGCCAUCUUUCGUUUGAAAAGACUUCAACCUGGCAUGAGCUAACAGGGAUGUUAUCUAAUGAAGGGAUAUCAGCACUUAUCAUUGACUUCCGGCAAUUUGAAAACCGACUGAAGGUCUACAUCGAAAAGACUUAUCCUCCGCUCAUUGUGAUUGAUCUCGAUACAGUCGAAGCUUUGCACAGCUUCGAAAUCAUCACCAAGAAUGCAGACAUGAGCUAUUCCGUUUGGCUGAUAUUUUUCAGUGGAGACGUUGAUCACGAUGUGUGUAAAUAUUGCCGCGAGCCGCACGGGAAUUUAUUCAAUCUGAAUUUCGGCUCAAAAGCUCUCAUUUCAUGCUGCGCCUCGAAGAUGAUUGAAGAGUGGUGGUCUACCCAGAAAAACCACACCAAGAGGCAGAAUGUUGCUCGAUUGACAAAUGAAAAUCCCGGAAUUGUUUGGUUCUCUCAAAAAUUAAUUUCUGACGGCAGGCAGUCAAUGGACGGCCAAAUAUUGCGCGUUACCGCACUUGCGGAUCUGCAGAUCAAAAACAAGAGAAAUAAAGAUCUUUAUGGAGACGCAGGAAAAUUUCUCGCGGCAUUGUCUACAGUCAUGAAUUUUACUGUGCCGAACAUUAUCUGGGAGAAAACAUAUGGGGCUUGGAACCGAGAAACUUCAAAGUGGACAGGAAUCCUGGGAAGAAUCCAUCGACAAGAAGCAGAUUUGUCUAUCAAUUCUAUCGUUAUGACCAGCGAACGAUCCAAUAUCAUUCGUUUCACUACUCCCAUUAUGUCUGGAGUUUAUCAACUGCACUUUAGAAAACUUGAUUCGGCUCGGUUCACGUGGGAUGCUUAUUUUAAGGUGUUCGCUGCGGAUGUGUGGAUAGUCAUCAUUGGGUUAAUUUUGACGGCGCCUAUUGUUCUAACUCUUAUCGAAUGGAAUGCAAGAAAAUCCCAUUUUCUUCCUCUUCUCGCGAAGCACUAUUCAUUUGUUUGGGGUAUUUACUGUCAACAAGGGUUGUCAGACUUCCCCGAUGAAACACCUUUGAGAAUUAUCUAUAUAUCGCUGAUGAUGUCGGCGCUGGUCGUCUCAGCCACAUACGGUGCAUCAUUCAUGAGCAUUCUUGCUGUAUCUUCAUCAUUUUCACCAUUUUCUUCGAUGGAAGAAUUCGCGGGAGAUGGACGUUACAAAUUUAUAGUGCCGAGAAAUUCCUCAUCUUAUUACGAAUUCAAGAAUUCUAACCUGACACUUAUGAAGAAAAUGAUGUCGCUCAUGAAACCAGUAAACUCGCUCCCCCAAACCUUCGUGGAAGGAUUUCAGCAGGUGUGCAAAGAUAGAGUUGCUCUGUAUACACAUGAAUUUAGGAAGCGCCUUCUAAGCAAUCUGAUACCUUGCGAAAUUACUUCCAUAAAUACUGGAAAAAUGGAAACCGUAGCAAUGAUCGUGCCGCGGAACAGCCCAUACAUAGAGCCUAUUAAUCAUUUUAUUCAGGAGUUGACCUUCGAAGGGAUAUUCCGAAAAUUAGUGAAGAAUUCGAACCCCCAACACUAUGAGUAUGGUUUUCAACCAGCGCAUCUGCAGGGAAUAACUCCGCUGAUUGUUGUCUGGAUUAGUGGAGUCUUGAUUGCCUCAUUCAUUUUCAUCUUUGAAAGGACUUCGUAUCUGUCUACGCAGGAAUCACAUAUCAGGAACAGACGAGGAACAAAAAACAAUGCGAAACAUCCCCAUUGAUUGCCUGCAUACAAUUACUGUGUUUUAUCCUUGCUCAGGACUAAAUGAGUCAAGAACGCGGAAUUAGUACAACCCCACCUAGACCUAACGUAAUACAUGAUAAGAUUCCGAGUGAUUAAUAUGCAAUUACCAAAAUCGCGAGUUGAUUUUAAUAAAGGUACAUGUGAUCCCUAUUUCUGCACGAGUGUAUUUUGAACUGUAGUUU